AUGCCUGGUCUUGUAUCACAAGCUACUCAAAGACCACCGUCAACCCCGUUGAACGUCAAAGUUGAAUUUGAAGAAGAUCAAUUGGGACCUGUGUCUUAUGUUAAGAUAACAAAUGAUUUAAAGAAUGAAUUAUUCGCCACAAAAUAUUUAUCAAUUAAAUUAAUAGGAUCAGAUUUAUUUUCAAAUUCAAUCAUUUAUGAAGUUGAUGAUGAACCAAUUGAAGGUUCUGGAACUAUAAAAAUUGUUGAUUCUUCAAGAUUUAAAGAUAUUUCAAAUUUAACUAUUGAACAAGCUUUUAUCUCUACAAUUGAACCAAUAUCAAUUCAAAGAGCAAUUAUAUCAUUCCCAGAUGAAAUUUAUCAAUUAUUGAAAGGGUUUUCUGGUGAAACUUUAUUGAAUUUCCUAAAGGAAAAAUUACAAUUAAAUAUUAUUCGUGAAGGUGAUUCAUUAUUAACAAAAGGUGAAGUAUUAUUAUGUGAACCGAUUGAUCAAGGUAAAAUUGAUGAAAAUACCACUAUAACAUUGAUUAAAGAUGCUGUUAAGACUAAAGAGGAAGAAGAAGAUGUUAAUGAUUUAAGCACGUUGGAUAUAUCAACAUAUUUAUCUAUUUCCAAAUCAAAACCUCAACAACAUGAAUAUAACGUUAGGGCUUUGGAUCAUAAAGUUAUACAUACUAUCCCUUCACCAAAUCUUAAAGAUGAUAUACAUGGAUUAGCUUUCUUGAAAGCAAAUGAUUUAGCUAAAAUUGGUGUUCAUAGUGGUGAUUUUAUUGAAAUUGAAAUUAAUAAUUCAAUAAAAUUAUUGAAAAUUUUAACAUUUAUUGAACCAAACUCUUAUCCAAAUAAUACUAUAUAUUUUUCACCAAUUUUCUUAAUAAAUAAUCCAACAAUAGGUGAAAAAAUUAUUAUCAGAAAAACUGAAAAAAAAUUAUCUGAUGUUUCAUUAACUGAAAAAGUUGAAUUAGAAGCUUUAUCAUCACCAAUAACUUUGAAUAGGAUUUAUACUUCAUUUAUUCAAGCUGAAUUAACUACAUAUUUCAAAUCUGUUUCAAGAUUUGUUUCAAUCGGUGAUUUGAUUCCAAUUCCAAUUGAUACAGUAUUAGCUGAAUCACUUUCUGAAAUAGAUUUAAAUAAUGAAAUCAUUUUACCAACUGGGGAGCCGGACUCUGUUGCUUGGUAUAGAGUUUCUUCAAUUAAUGAUUCAAUUGAACAAGAUUCCAAACAAUAUCUCUUGGAUAGUUCAAAUACUGAAUUAGGUAUUAAAGGUACAAAUUCUCAAAUUUUACCACCAUCAAAUACUACAGAUUUAAACUGGUUAAAAUUUUUAGGAUUAAACUCAACAUUUGAUUUCAUAAAUAGUGAUGAAAAAACUUUCACAUAUGCUAAAAAAUUAUCAAAAUUAAUUAAAACUUCAUUAACAAAUCCAAAUUUAAGAACUACAGCUUUAAUAAGUUCAUUAAAUCGUAAUGUUGGUAAAUCAUUUAUUGUGGAAAAUUUAGCAUUACAAUUAGGUAUCCCAUUAGCAAUUAUUGAUGGAUAUGAUGUUUUAAAUCCAGGUUCUGAAUUGAAAACUAUUGGUACAUUACAAGGUAAAUUAAAUAAAUAUGUUGAUAAUUGCAAGUCAGUUAUUAUAUUUAUUAAACAUAUUGAAGCUUUAAAUUUUAAGAAAGAUCAACAAGAUUUAAAACCAAGUCCUGCCACUACGGGUAUUACAAAAUUAAUCAAUGAAUACACUUCAAAAGGUGUUGUAUUUAUAGCUUCAACAAAUGAUGCUGAUAGUCUUGCAGAUGAAAUUAGAUCAAGUUUUAGAUUUGAAAUUGAAGUCCCAGUGCCAUCAGAAGAAGAACGUAAACAAAUUUUCCAAUAUUUAUUUAAAUUAAACCAUAAUUAUAAUUUAAGAAAUGAUGUUUCAAUAAAUUCUUUAGCUUUACAAAGUGCAGGUUUAACACCAAGAGAUUUAAUUUCAAUUUUUGAAUGUGCUAAAAAUUUGGGGUUUGAUAGAUUAGAUGAAUUAUCACAAAAUUCUCAAAUCGAUAUAAAUCAUUUGAUUAAUCAUAAUCCAAUUAAAUUAAUACCCCAAGAUUUUGAAAAAGCUAUAAAUGAUGCAAGAAAUAAAUUUAGUGAUUCAAUUGGUGCACCAAGAAUUCCAAAUGUUACAUGGGAUGAUAUUGGUGGAUUAGAUAUGGUUAAAGGUGAAAUUUUGGAUACUAUAGAUAUGCCAUUAAAACAUCCAGAAUUAUUUAGUAAUGGAGUUAAAAAAAGAAGUGGUAUUUUAUUUUAUGGUCCACCAGGUACAGGUAAAACAUUAUUAGCUAAAGCAAUUGCAACAAAUUUUUCAUUAAAUUUUUUCAGUGUUAAAGGUCCAGAAUUAUUAAAUAUGUAUAUUGGUGAAUCUGAAGCAAAUGUUCGUAAAGUUUUCCAAAGAGCAAGAGAUGCAAAACCAUGUGUUGUGUUUUUCGAUGAAUUAGAUUCAGUUGCACCUAAAAGAGGUAAUCAAGGUGAUUCUGGUGGUGUUAUGGAUAGAAUUGUUUCUCAAUUAUUAGCAGAAUUAGAUGGUAUGAGUGGUGGUGAUAGUGGUGACGGAGUUUUCGUUGUUGGUGCUACAAAUAGACCUGAUUUAUUGGAUGAAGCCUUGUUGAGACCUGGUAGAUUUGAUAAAAUGUUAUAUUUAGGUGUUUCUGAUACACAUGAAAAGCAAGAAAAAAUUUUAGAAGCAUUAACAAGAAAAUUUAAAAUGGAUACAAAAAUUUCAUUGAAAUCUAUAGCUGAAAGUUGUCCAUUUAAUUUCACAGGUGCAGAUUUUUAUGCCUUAGGUUCAGAUGCAAUGUUAAAUGCAAUGACAAGAGUUGCAAAUGAUGUUGAUAAUAAAAUUGCAACGUAUAAUCUUGAUAAGAAAGAUCCAGUGUCAACAAGAUGGUGGUUUGAUAAUGUUGCAACUCAAGAUGAUAUUACUGUUCUUGUUAAUGAAGUUGAUUUUGAUAAGGCAAGACGUGAAUUAACUCCAAGUGUUUCAGCAGAUGAAUUAGCUCAUUAUAGUAGAGUUCGUGAAAAUUUCGAAGGUGGUAAAACUUCAAAAUGA
Molecule: messenger RNA, 3078 nt
Organism: Hansenula ciferrii
Lineage: Eukaryota; Fungi; Ascomycota; Saccharomycetes; Phaffomycetales; Wickerhamomycetaceae
Gene: PEX6
Product: AAA family ATPase peroxin 6
Exons: 1
Coding region: 1-3078 (1025 amino acids)
Biological process (GO): protein import into peroxisome matrix
Cellular component (GO): cytosol; peroxisomal membrane
Molecular function (GO): ATP binding; ATP hydrolysis activity
Source: RefSeq, a predicted model, not a curated record